Mus musculus (house mouse) is the source of this 1005-nucleotide messenger RNA. It is a transcript of the gene Atp6v1e2, whose product is annotated as ATPase, H+ transporting, lysosomal V1 subunit E2. Gene Ontology annotation, cellular component: proton-transporting two-sector ATPase complex, catalytic domain. NCBI's taxonomy places the organism in Eukaryota, Metazoa, Chordata, Mammalia, Rodentia, Muridae. Gene Ontology annotation, molecular function: proton-transporting ATPase activity, rotational mechanism. Gene Ontology annotation, biological process: proton transmembrane transport. The transcript is spliced from 2 exons. Bases 146 to 826 code for a protein of 226 amino acids. The record is from RefSeq and is marked validated.
AGACUCCCGGCGCCAGACCAAAGGCAGCUCCUGGCAUGGAAGUGGGAGGGAGCAGACAUUAGCAACACCCUGGAAACUCUGUUCUACAUUGAAGACACCAGAAGGUCCACAGGCCCUGCCUCUGCCCCCGUUUCUGAGAGCAGCCAUGGCCCUGACUGACAUAGACGUGCAGAAGCAGAUCAAGCACAUGAUGGCGUUCAUCGAGCAGGAAGCCAACGAGAAGGCGGAGGAGAUAGACGCCAAGGCGGAGGAAGAGUUCAACAUUGAGAAGGGCCGCCUGGUGCAGACCCAGCGGCUGAAGAUCAUGGAUUAUUUUGAGAAGAAGGAGAAACAGAUUGAGCAGCAGAAAAAGAUCCAGCUGUCCACCAUGAGAAACCAGGCUCGCAUCACGGUCCUGAGAGCCCGAGACAAUCUCAUCUUAGAAUUGCUCAAGGAUGCCAAGAUGAGGCUCAGCAGAAUUGUGUCGGAUGAAGAAAUCUACCAGGACCUGCUGGAUAAGCUCGUGCUCCAAGCCUUGCUCCGGCUGCUGGAGCCUGUGAUGAUUGUCCGCUGCCGGCCACAGGACCUCCACCUGGUGGAGUCUGCGGUGCUAAGAGCCAUCCCUCAGUACAUGAGGCUCUGCCAGAAGCAUUUGGAGGUACAGGUUGACCAAACUGAACACUUGCCUUCCAAUGCUGCUGGAGGGGUGGAGGUCUACAGCAGCGAUCAGAAAAUAAAGGUUUCCAACACCCUGGAAAGUCGGCUGAAUCUCGCGGCCAUGCAGAAGAUGCCAGAAAUACGAGGGAUUCUGUUUGGAGACAACACCAGCAGAAAGUUCUUUACAUGAGGCUCUGGGACAGGGAGCCUGGGCUAAACUGCAGAGCCUUCAAAGUCUAAGUCAUUUGGACAAAGGGAACUGGGGUGGGGGUGGGGUGUCAUCUUCCUCUGCAGCCCUUUCCUAGCUUUGAAUAGCUAAGAGUGUUAUACACUGUUAACUUUGGAAUAAAUCCCAAAUUAUGCUCAGAA